Molecule: messenger RNA, 3737 nt
Organism: Amborella trichopoda
Lineage: Eukaryota; Viridiplantae; Streptophyta; Magnoliopsida; Amborellales; Amborellaceae
Product: binding protein
Biological process (GO): protein dephosphorylation
Cellular component (GO): protein phosphatase 4 complex; nucleoplasm
Molecular function (GO): protein phosphatase activator activity
Source: RefSeq, a predicted model, not a curated record
CUCAGGGCGGGCGCAAAGCGGGGCAGGAAAAAGAGGGGAAUGAGAGAGGAGAGAGAGGAGGGUUUCUGCAUCGUUCAUGGCAGUUAGGGUUUUUCAUAUUUAGUCUCUUUCUCUCUCCUGAUCCCUACUGGUUUUACAGCACCCUGUUCUUAUCUGUCCCAAUUUAGGGUAUUUUUCUUCCUCUCUAAUUCACUUGUAUGGUGGGCAUUUGUCCCUGAUUAUUGAAUACAGUGGCUCCGAGAAUGGGGCCUCAGGGGAAGAGCGUUGCUUCUGGUAAUUCUAUGCAGCGUGUCAAAGUGUAUCGAUUGAACAACGAAGGGAAAUGGGAUGAUCAGGGAACUGGACAUGUUACUGUUGAUUAUUUGGAGGGUUCGGAAGAUCUUGCUUUGUUUGUCAUUGAUGAAGAAGAUGAUGGAAAUAUCCUUGUGCACCGUAUUUCUUCAGAGGAGAUCUAUCGCAGGCAGGAAGACACAAUCAUUUCAUGGCGAGAACUUUCCACAGAGUUAGCUUUGAGUUUUCAAGAGAGUAUGGGAUGCUCAUAUAUAUGGGACCACAUCUGUAGUGUGCAGAGGAAUAUGCAUUUUAAUUCUAUCAGCAGUCUGGAGAUGCCUCUGCGUCCGGCAAAUGAUAAUUUGGAGAGUGCUGGGGCAUCACAUGCUAAUGAUGAGCCUUUUCCUGGAGUUAGUGGUGAGUUGCAGGAGCUUCCUCCUGUUGAGCUAUCUACCCUUCCUUUGCUUGUAAAGUCAGUAGCUGAGGGUUGCAUCACCGAUCAAAUACGUGUUGCGGAGCUUAUUGCACAAGAUCGAACCUUCGUUCCUAAGCUGACGGACCUGUUUAGGGUAUGUGAAGAUCUGGAAAAUGUUGAUGGCCUUCGUUUGAUGUAUAAAGUGGUCAAAGGAAUCAUUUCACUCAACAGCCCUCCAAUCUUUGAGAGAAUAUUUGGUGAUGAUUACAUUAUGGAUAUAAUUGGCGCCCUUGAGUACGACCCAGAGGUUCCUCAGGUCCAACACCACCGUGCUUUCCUUAAGGAACAUGUAGUUUUCAAGGAGGCUAUUCCUAUAAAGGACCCAUCUGUCUUGUCUAAGAUUCAUCAAACAUAUAGAGUUGGGUACAUAAAGGAUGUCAUUUUACCUAGAGCAUUAGAUGAGGCCACGAUUGCAAAUCUCAACUCCAUUGUUCAUUCAAAUAAUGCUUAUGUUGUCUCUCUAUUAAAGGACGAUAAUGCUUUUAUCCAAGAACUUUUUGCAAGGCUGAGAUCCCCAGCAACUUCUGUGGAAUCAAAGAAGAACUUGGUAUUGUUUUUGCAAGAGUUUUGUAGUUUAAGUAAGAGUUUGCAACUGGUACAUCAAAUGCGGCUUUUCAGGGAUCUGGUGACUGAAGGUCUUUUUGAUAUCAUCACAGACAUUCUUCAGAGCGAAGAUAAGGCACUAGUGUUGACUGGGACGGAUAUUCUAAUCAUCGUUCUAAACCAAGAUCCAAAUCUUCUCCGGGCAUAUAUCAUUCAGCAGGAAGGCCACACCCUUCUUGGACUCCUGGUUAAAGGUAUGAUAACAGACUUCGGCGAGGACAUGCAUUGCCAGUUUCUUGAAAUUAUUCGCAUUUUGUUGGACUCGUACACAAUGUCGGGAUCUCAGAGGGACACAAUUGUGGAAAUUUUUUACGACAAGUACAUGGAUCAGUUAAUUGAUGUUGUUGCAUCAUCCUGCUGCUGUAAGGGGAGUGUUCGAACUAAUGUUAAAUCAACUGGUCUUGUUGGAAGAGUUGGACCUCAGUCUGUGACUAAGCCUGAUAUCUUGUCAAACAUCUGUGAACUGCUCUGUUUUUGUGUCCUCCACCAUCCCUACAGGAUAAAGUGCAACUUUCUUCACAAUAAUGUAAUAGAAAAGGUCCUGUACCUUACUCGCAGGAAGGAAAAGUAUCUUGUGGUUGCUGCCGUUCGCUUUCUUCGUACAAUUAUUUCUCGCAAUAAUUUGCAGGAUGAGUUUCUCCUCCGCCAUAUUGUGAAGCACAACCUCCUGAAACCAGUUGUAGAGGUUUUUGUUGCAAAUGGAAAUCGCUAUAAUCUGCUGCACUCUGCAGUUCUCGAACUUUUUGAAUAUAUUCGCAAGGAAAAUCUUAAAUCUUUGAUUUUAUACUCAGUUGAAUGCUUCUGGGACCAGUUGGAGAAGUUCGAACAUUUAGAUACAUUUCGUGCUCUGAAACUUAAGUACGAACAGUCUAUGGAGAGCUGUCAACCAAAGAACCCUAGAAGUAGCAUUGGUGACCCUAGGAAACGGAUUGAUGAGCGUGCCCUUGAAAAGGAAGAGGAGGAUUACUUCAAUGAGGAUAGCGAUGAAGAAGAUUCCACAUCAGCUCGCAUCUCAAAUUCAUGUAACCAGCCGGCAGCAUCAGUUUUGAUCAAUGGAGAUAGUACUAACUACUCAUCUUUCAGGGAGGGAUCUGUUGGUCUAGUAGACUAUGAAGAUGACGAAGAAGAAGAUGAAGAUGGCCAAAAAGAAGUUUCCACUCCCCAUGACAUGCCACCAGACUCGCCUACGUCCAAACGUAAAAUGGAGGUUAUAGACCACAUUGAUCAAGAGCUACCUACCAAGAAACACCGAACCAAGAAAACUCAAAAUGAGAUAAUCCCAUCUCGAGAUGAUAAAACCCUGAAUGACACUAUCCCUUCUCGAGGUGGAGAUGCUGCAUGUUCAAAUUGCGGUCCUGAUCAGCUACUCAGAAAGAAGGCUUAUCAUCAAAACUUGAAUGGAAGUCAUGAUGUGGCUGAGGGACAGAAGGAACCAGUGGCCCCAAGUCGAUGUUCUAACUGCUCUGCCAAUAACAGUUUUAAUCUUAGAGAAGCAAGUGAAGAGGAGCCCUCACCCUUAACAAACCAAGUGAAUUCCUCCUCUCUAACUGAUGGUUUUGUGAAUGUGUCAAAGAUAACGGGUUCGGGCAUGCCCAAAUUCAGUGAUGGGAAGCCUGAGGCCCUCUCCUCAGAGCCACCUUCUGGAACACAAGCUUCGGAACCUUAUUCAGUCCGAUAAUGGGCCAUAAUUAUUUCCCUCUUGUUUUUGAAUCUUGGUUUGUACAUUACAAGCAGAUAUUUGAAGGAAAAGAGGUUAUGAAGGGGAGCUGCUGUUCCUUCGGUUUGAGAGAGAGAGGGGGAGAGUGAGUCCCCUGCAGGCCAAUGAAGGGUUUGAUCCUCUUUCUGGCCACCAUUUUCCUCAGAUUCGAGCAGGCCAUGUCCGAAAUCCGCAUAGAGCCUGCAAUUAGCCUUUGAGCUUGUUCCAGAAAUGCGUUUAAGUUUUAAUCUCAAUCUAGAGUAUUUGGUUCUGCUCAAACAUGCUUCUGCCUCUGUAAAAACAUUCAUUUUGGUCUUUCAGGUCCUCAUACUUUUGUUUCCUUUUGCUUUUCUAUAUAUAUCUCUAUUCUGGUGCCUCUUGAGCUCUCAUUUCUUUAAGAGCCCCAUAUGUGUGAUUAACAGGGACUAUGGGGUGCCAUGGCAUAAUGCAUGGGAGUGGAAAUAACAAAUGUGGGCCCCUUUGAAUGGCCAUGUAAUUCAUAUGUAGACUGUACAAUAUCAUGCUGAGCUUGUCUUUAGGAGUUUUGACAGUGGCUUUUCAGGUCAUGAAUUAGUCAGGCUGGUCCUCGUUGCCCUCAAGGGCACCAUCUGAUGCAAAGCCAACAAUUCUUGACUAUUUAUUUUUUUCAUGAUUUGUUUCCUUCUAGUAUAAAAUGAGAAACCUUCAGUAUCA